GUAUCUUCAAUUUAACUUAACCAUGGUUACUUUUUCCGCCAUUUCCAAACCCACCGAUCGACAUUUCAUUCACGUGCAUAGGCGUGGGCAUGUUAAAAUAAAACACAGAAGAAACACAAGCGAUAAAGGAAACCCAAACUUCUUCAAAUACUAAUCAAAUUUCUUUCACUGAGGUCUGAAGAAUCCUAGCUUUCUCUUCCUUGAUCGUUUAUUUCACGAUUUUUUUCUUUCUCUCCUCCUAAUUAAUCUUACACUUCUUUUGAAAUUCAAACGACCAAACAUUCUGGUGAGUAAUUUCCUCCAAUCGCUGUUCUUCUUACAUGUUCUAUUUUCUGAGGAUUUUUGUGUUAAGCGUUGUUUUUUUUUAAUUGACAAAAUAGUAUUUGAGAUCUGAGCUGGUUGGGUUUCUGCCGAAAAAGAUCGAUUUUUUUUCUUUUUCAAAAGCUGCGAUGGGGUUGAAUUGGAUUGACUUAUAAUCGAUUGUUGAGUGUAUCUGAUUUGGAAUUUGUCAAUAGGAAAAGAGACUGGAUUUUUAUAUUUAUAUUCUGCUAUUUAGCCUCUGUAAAUUCAAUUGUUUUGGUUGGUGGGUAUUGUGCUACUGUGCUGUGUGUGAUGACAAUAGAAUUCGGUAUGGGCGGCGUUGUGUGGAACGCCGAAGACAAAGCCAUGGCGGCUGCGGUUUUGGGUACCAAAGCUUUUGAAUACUUAAUGUCAAACUUCGUCACCGCUCAAAGCUCCUUGAUGUCAAUGGCCAAUAACGAGAAUCUGCAGAACAAGCUCUCAGAUCUCGUGGAGCGCCCUAAUUCCUCCAAUUUCAGUUGGAACUACGCCAUUUUCUGGCAGCUUUCCAAAUCCAAAACCGGAGACCUGGUUUUAGGGUGGGGCGACGGUUGUUGCCGAGAGCCUCGUGAAGAAGAAGACUCGGAAGUUGCUCGAAUACUCAAUAUGAGACUCGAAGAUGAAUCCCAGCAAAGAAUGAGGAAAAGGGUUCUCCAGAAAUUGCAUAUGUCUUCGGGUGGGACCGACGAGGAUAGCUAUGCCUUUGGAUUGGAUAAGGUUACAGAUGCUGAGAUGUUCUUCUUAGCAUCAAUGUACUUUUCUUUCUCGAGGGGAGAAGGUGGGCCCGGUAGAUGCCUCGGAUCCGGUAAGCAUGUCUGGUUUUCCGAUACAUUGAAGUCUUCAACCGAUUAUUGCUUUCGUUCUUUUCUUGCAAAAUUGGCUGGUGUGAGAACUGUUGCCUUGAUUCCAACUGAUAUCGGUGUGGUUGAAUUGGGUUCGGUGAAAUGUAUUCCCGAAAGUCUGGAGCUCGUGAAUUUGAUUAGAUCUUCAUUCUCGUCAUUGUCUGGACUCGUUAGAGCAAAGAAAGCUGCUGCUGUAGCAGUGACAACCGACAACAAGAAAGACACGCAAGUAGUUCCCAAGAUCUUCGGACAGGAUAUGUAUUCUAAUCAUACGCAAUUUAGACAAAAGAAUGUUGUUGGGAAAGUCGAAGAUAAUAAUAGACUUCCUUUCACGAACACUCAAAACGGUUUUCUAGGAUGGACGCAGUACGGUAACGUAAAACCCGUAAACCCCCCAUCGAAUAAUCUACACGAGCUUGUCAACAUGGCGAAAAAAGAGUAUCAAUUCAGCAAUUUUCAGACUCAAAAGAAGCCAGCACAAAUGCAGAUUGAUUUCGGUGGAGCUACUUCAAGAACUGUUAUUUCCAGGCCACGUAGUGCAGAAUCGGAGCAUUCAGAUGUUGACGAGGGUGUUGGAAUAUCGGGAGACAAUAGGUCUAGGAAGCGUGGGCGAAAGCCAGCCAAUGGAAGAGAAGAAGCUCUAAAUCAUGUUGAGGCAGAGAGGCAGAGGAGAGAGAAACUGAACCAGCGAUUCUACGCACUUCGAGCGGUUGUGCCGAAUAUUUCGAAGAUGGACAAAGCUUCCCUUUUAGGGGACGCGAUUGCUUACAUAACCGAACUUCAGAAGAAGCUCAAGGACAUGGAAUCCGAGGACGAAAGGGUAAUAACAGCGCCAAAUACGAAGAUACAAGAUUGUGCUCCGAGGAUCGAUAUUGAAACUGGCUGUGACGAAGUGACUGUGAAGGUCAUCUGCCCAUUGGACAGUCACCCUGUAUCGAGAGUCGUAGAAGCAAUCAAGAAUGCCAAUGCAACUAUCGUGGAUGCAAAUUUUGCUGCAGGGAGUGAGGAAGUGUUCCACACGUUUGUUGUAAAAUCUUCGCAAGGAUCGGAACAGCUGACUAAGGAUAAGCUGAUUGAAGCUUUUUCCGGUGAGUCCAAAUCUUUAUAGCAGUUUGUGUUAUGUUGGGUAAUAGAAGUGUAUGUUUUUUUAUUUGACAAAGUCACAAGGCAUAAAUUAUGUGUAGUGAACUAAUUAAAUGGGGGUUGCAAGAUUUUGAUAUACAGUUUUUAACCUAGUAGAUUAGUGAUCAGCUAUUCGUUUAUAGUAAUACCCAGAAUUUCAAUUUUUUGCAAAAACUAGUUAUUUUUUUAUAUAAUGAAAUAAAUAGAUGAUUGUGUUGUGA
This is a messenger RNA of Erythranthe guttata (spotted monkey flower), 2524 nucleotides long. Lineage: Eukaryota; Viridiplantae; Streptophyta; Magnoliopsida; Lamiales; Phrymaceae. The record is from RefSeq and is a predicted model, not a curated record.